ACGGAAACUUACCGUUGCCUGGUUACGCUUGCACGGUCACAAUAAUCUACUCUGCGGUUUUGUUGGCUGCAGGAAAGCGGUGGCUACAGGUGAAAUGCAGAACGUAAGCGAUGAAGACCAACAUGACGAAGACCACCUGAAUGCACAAGAUGGCGCUAGUGUGAAUCCAUCAGCACAGCAGUCAGAUGAUGUACCUGAUGAUUCUGAUCUUGAUCCAAAUAUGGCAGCUGAUCAGUUGAGCAUUGGCACAUCAGAAGAUGACAGGGAACCAGAACAUGACGAGGACUCACCACAAGAAGAAGACGAAAAUGAAAACUUCGUCAUCCUAGACCCUGAUCAUCCACUGAUCAAAAGAUUUCAAGAAACUAUCAACAUUUACUUCAAAAAACGUCUGGAAGCACUCCAGCUGGAUCUGAGGGGAAAGCGGCCAGUCAAAAGGGUGGAAAAUAAAACGUUAACUGACACAGGUGUAGAAUUUAAUAGAACACAGGAUAAGCAGAAAGUAGCUGAGAGCAAGCUACACGACAUUCAAGAAUUCAAGACAAAGACUGAAGCCGAACUGAAGAGUGAACAAGAUGAUCUGGAAAAGGCAAAGAGCAGCUAUUAUAACAUGAAAAAUCAGAGCCGUCAAGCCAAAGCUCUGGUGUCUGCGAGGCAGAUGGACUUAGACAAAAAGCAACAGCAGGUAAUUUUCGCUCAAGCAGCCAGUGAGGAACUACAGUCCCAAGUCAAAGUCAUGGAUUAUACCAAAUACAAAGUGGGCACACAGAAGACAAAGGCAGAAGAAGAGAAAAUAAAGCAGGACUUGUAUGUAGAUCAUCUGACAAAGGACUUGGACAGCAAGGCACAGCAGGCGGUGGAGUAUGAGGUCCAGAGAAGUGCUCAAGCCCAGGAGACAGGAGAUGUCACCAAAGCACUCUCUGAGGCUGAGAUGGAACUGGAAUCGCUGCUAAUGAUGCAUAAGAAGUUGCUGCAGCAGUGGAACAGCAACAUAACAGACAUAAAGAGACAUGAUGAGACUGUUAAUGCGAUGCAGGAAGCUGUAUGUUCGGUUGAGGAUGAGGUGGUCCUGCUGGACAGAGAGAUUGAAGGUUAUAAGAAAUCCAUCAAUGUAGAGCUGGAGAAUAAUGAGACACUGACUGUUCAGCUGAACCGGAGUUCAAUGGAUUGUGUGACUGUGGAAAAACUGAUCAAUAAGAAAAAGUUGGAACGAGAGGCGCUGCAGGCUCAGUACACUGCCUGUCUAAAUUCCCUGUCUGAGACAAAGCAAAUCUUUGCCGCACUCACAAAAGAAAUGAAUGCACAUCAAAAUGAGCUAAACAGUCAGAGGAACCAGCUAGAGAAACUGAGUGCUGCACGUGUGGAGCUGGAAGAGAAAAUUAUGGUCUACAUUCAGCAGCAGCUCACACACAGCAAGGCGGCUUCACAUUCACAAAAUCUCACAAGCAAGUUGGUCGCUCGAAAGAAGGAUAAGAUAAAUCAGCUGCAGAGGCAGGAAACAGACACCUUCUCAGUGAAGCUGGAGUGCCAGAAGGUUGAGCAGCAUGUCAACAGCCUGACCAUUUCCGUGGAGAGCCUUGAUGAGGAGAUUAAUAAGUACAACAAGUUACUGAAUUCACAUGAGAAUACAUAUGCUUCACUUGUUCGACAAAUCAGGCAGAAAGAAACAACAAUCAACACCCUAAAAAUCAGGAUUGCUAAAAUUGUGGAGAUCACUGGGCAAGAAGAUAUGCAUCCUCUGCAAAUCAAGAUCCAGAAUAUACUAGCUGAGAUUGAUGAGCUUGCUGCUCAUAUCAAGAAUGAGCAGCGCCUCUGGUUGCUGCACCAGGGAACCCUGGUGGGUCUGACCAGAGAGUUGGAUGCCAACAACAAGAAGAUGCGCAAACUGCAGAAAGACUGCACUGGACUGCAAAUGAAGGAUAUCCGACUAGAUUGUCAGACUAAGCAAGAGGAACGAGAGCUGGCAGAGCUGGACAAGGGCUCGAUGCUGCUGAGGAAAGACCUCGAGAAGCUCUGCAAGCUGAAGAUGAAGAACAAAGAGCGAAAUGAGACUCUGGAGUUGGAAAACCUAGAGAUGGAGACAGACUUCAGAAACAAACUCAAGGAUGCUGAAGAGCAAUCUGCCAGUCUUCACAUGAAACUUGAGAACAUUCAGGAGGAAAAAGAGAACAUCCUCAAGUGUCUGGUGGAGGCUAAGCAGCAGAUCAUGCUGUGGGAGAGGAAGACCCAUAUUCUAAAGGAGACUCGGUCAGUGGUGGAGUUCGACAUUAGCCAGGGAGACAUCCAGAAGAUGAACGCUGAAAUGCGUCGAAUGGAGAUACAUAUCAACAAGCUGACACAACGACAAGAGUAUUUGAUGAGAGAAAGCGAGAAAGUUGUGGCGAGAAGAGAAAACCUUGACAUACGCAAGGAUGCCAUGAUCCGAGAUCGCCGCAAAGACCUUGCAAAGAGCGAGCUGAAACGCUCCAGCGCUGGCCUGCAGAAAAAAAUUCAAAAAACAUUAAAUGAUUUUGAAAAUUGUGAAGAGAAGGUGAAGGAGCUUCAGAAGAAGAAAACUCUCCUGAGUGAGAAUAUUCAGCUGCAAGCACAACACGUAACUGAACUGUCAAGCACCAGCACAAAGACAAGCCAUAACUUUCAAAACCUCCAGGAUGACAAAGACAUGAACCAGGCUUUACUAAUUGCUAUGCAGGAUCGAAACAAGAAGCUGCAGGCCGUUUGCAAGGGGAUCUACAAACUGUCAUCCAGCAGCGACACAGUCAGAGCCACUCUGCAGAGCCAAAAGGAGCACCUGGAGAAUUGCAGCAAGGUCUUGAAGCAAAGCUGUGAGGACUUCCCUCAGCACCAGGGGGCGCUGCGCCCUGUGACACAAGCAGCAAAAGCUUAUGUAAAAAUCGCCAACCAGUAAUGUUCUUAGAGUGAGGCGGUGACUGAAACGUAACAGUGAGUACAACAAAGGCAUGUGAAUGAGCAAAUACCUAAUUUACUGGUUUAUUUGAAUGUUUUUUUUUCUUCACUGUAAUGUUUGGAUUUAAUUAUUUGUUUUGAAACAACAUGUUUCCUUAUAGACUUGGGUAGAGAAAUACAAAAAAGAAAAUAGUUUGUGAAGUUGUCAGUUUCUUCUUGGAAUCAAUAUGUAAUUUACUUUAGGAAGUAAAGUUUAGUGUAUUCACGUUUCUUCCACUUGAGUUAUUUGAUCUGUAUAUCUGUCAGUAAUAUGCUGCAGCAAAGGCGACUUGCGUUUUAUGAAAAGAUACCUUGAUUGAAUCAAAUAAUUAGGACAUUUUAAUGGCUUCUCCAGAUGUUUAUAAAUUAAUUUAAGGUUUUUCAGGACACCGUCACAUUUCAGGAUGCUUCUUAGUUAGCACUGCUGUGGCUCUUGGAAUAGUUCUGCAAACCACACUUUGAGUCUGAAUAUAUUUCCUCUAAAACCAAACAGCCACAUGACGUCCAUGAUGGGGACAUGCAGACUGGAAGUUCAAUAUUAAUACAGUGUGAAGACCUUUCAAUGAUCAAAGCCAUGCUGUGGAACUGACUUCUUCUUAAAAUGUCUCUGCAGGAGUUUCCCAAAACAAACCCCUAUGCAUGUUUGUGUCUACAGGCUAAGCCGUGAACAAACUGUCAUUAUCACUGCUAACAUGAAGCAAGGAAAAUCAUAUCAUUAAUCAAAGGGGUUUCCUCUAAUGAAACCGUUGAAUAACUAACAAAUAAUGACAGAAAUGGACUGUGCCUUGUCACUGAUCACAUUAUUUCACACAUUUCCCCUAUAAAGGCUGUUAUGUUGAGUUUUCUGCUGAUAGUGAUGAGAACUACAACGUAAGCUUAAAUGUACAAAUACAUUGAUUAUUUUUGUGUGUUUGAAGAAGUUGCUACUUUUCCUACUGGAGAAACACUGAUAAUGUAGCAGCUCCAAUACUGUGCACCACGGAAACUGUAAUUAUUGUCUAAACGUAUUAAUUGUUAGUAAGACUGUGAAUAAAGUUAAUAAUUUUUCAAGGCACCUUCUGGAAAACAGGAACGAUUAAAGUGAUAUUACCAGUCUUA
Messenger RNA from Xiphophorus maculatus (southern platyfish), 4044 nucleotides. RefSeq names its product coiled-coil domain containing 40 (gene ccdc40). Gene Ontology annotation, cellular component: cytoplasm; cilium. The record is from RefSeq and is a predicted model, not a curated record. The transcript is spliced from 19 exons. The coding region runs from base 95 to 2908 and encodes 937 amino acids. NCBI's taxonomy places the organism in Eukaryota, Metazoa, Chordata, Actinopteri, Cyprinodontiformes, Poeciliidae. Gene Ontology annotation, biological process: epithelial cilium movement involved in determination of left/right asymmetry; axoneme assembly; heart looping.